AUGCUUCUCAACGCCUCCCACAAACUCAGCUUCAGUGGCCUUCCGCCAGAUCUCCUCGAUGCCUAUGUCCGGUACAAGAAAAGUACACGGGCCCUCUUGACUUGGUUCCUCCAGCAUAGCCCGACGCCAGACAAACCCGUCAAGAGCUUGACCAUCAAGGAUCUUGAGUCUCUGGCUCAAGUGGCGUCCAAGAAGAUACGUUCUCUACCCGAUAUAGUGCAUUUUUACUUUCGCGAAACCAUUUCAGACCGGAAGAAAUUCAGCAAGCUCACCAAGAUCUACAAUGACCUCUGCGUCUGUUGUGGUGACCACAAGCCGGGGAACCAACCACACCGUAAAUCGCUCUCGGCAUCUCCUAUUUGUCAAUCACUGCGUCCGGUCAAUCUUUACGAGGGCCUGGUAGUUGAGGAUGCCGAAGACCACGAAGGCCAGAGCCAUGGCAAGGUAGGACAUCCAGGGCAGUCCAAGCCCAUCUCACCGCCACCAUCGACCACUGAGCGUCAAGAUCUCGACAUUCGUCUUGCAGACGAUGACCUUGGCAACGCUCUCGAACUGGCAGCCGCGGCGCAGCAAAUCCACGAUAUAUCCUUCUCUGUCGAACAAUAUUGGCGGCUUGUGGGCGAGGGUACCCUCUCGUUCGCAGUUGCAGCUUUUAUCACCAAUGUUGCUUUUGCUUGUCUGCGCCGAACUGUCACCGAAUUACUUCAACACGACGAAAACUUGAGCCUGGCAGACGUCCGUCGCAUAUGCGCUCUCAAUCGUCCAGCAAAUAAAUGUGCGGGUGACACUAAGGAGCCCAUGCGCACUGACCAAGCCCUGAUGGAUCGACUGCAGCACUUUCAACAAACACUUGCAGAUGUUUCGAGCGGUAGUCUAACCCUUGCUGACCCGUCUUGCGCCAAAUGCGGCCACAAAGAGGCUCAAGAAGCUCAGCGGAGAAUCGUCGAGGACAAUACUAGCGGUCAAAGCUUCUCAAAAGCCAUGAUAGAGAAGCUUGUCCAGUUGGUGAACAGCAAAGCAACAGAUGUCGAGGUCAUUCAGACCGGGACCCCAGUCUAUUGGGACGUGUGUGGCCUCAUUAGAAAUCCCGAGGACACUCCCACGUCUUGGACAGCUGUUCUGGGACUGGAUCUUCUAACCCAAAGCACCAAAAGCUUCCUUCGAUCCGUUCAGCCGCCGCAGAUUGCCUCGCAAGGUCGGAUUGUCGCCUUGAAGCUGGCCCAUCAAGCUCGCUUCCACGUCACGACGAUUUUGAAGAACAAAGCCGCCUUUCCCUGCCGCUGUUCUCAGACUCUGGGCUGUCACCUGCAGAAUCUGGAGACCGAAUUGCACCAGUAUGCAAGCUACAAUUGCUGGGACCUCCUGUUUCAAUCGCCAUGGGUCGCCGGCAACCACGCCCUCGAAAUGGUGGACCUGUGCCACUACUACGGGUUGCACCUACUCAGAUAUCGGCAUUACGUGGGCGCGGUCCUACAUUCUUAUAACGUGCUUAGGCAGCUUGGCGGACUGGAGGAGAUAUCGACCUUGGAGAAACUGAGCAUUCAGUUUGGCGAUGUCUUGUUUCCCGGCAGCAAGCCUCCCAAGUCCAACUUUCGCACUUGCUGGGCGAGACACGUGGGCGCAAGACUGAAAUUCGAACAGGGCCAUAAGGGUAAGAACAAACAUGAUAACUGGUGUCUCGCGAUUCCCGCCCAUGCGGCAAAGGCUGCGGCUGGAUUUGAUAUCCCCAACCACCAACAGAGGCAUAUUUCGGGUUGUAUGUUGUUCCGCUACAAGCACCAGAACUACCAUAUCAGUGAUGCCCAGAUGAAGCAGAUCAGUACCCCCGUAGUGCGUCAACGCCCAAACGGAGAGCGGGUGGUCCAACGGAUGUGCAAGACAGACGUCCAGAUCGUCGAAGCUGCAGGCCAGAAUCCUAAGCUGUUGGCGGUUGCCCUGAUGACGCACCGGUUGUUCACCACGGGCGCUGGGGGACUACUUCCGAUGGCUCGGGUGAACCUGUUUGCUCUAUUUGAGCGAUGCCUCAGAGUGGUGUCACAGGUCUCGGACAAGAUGCAUUCUGACAAUGAAGCCGAAAAGGGCAGUAAUUGCAUCUGCUUCUGCAGUGAGAUUUUCAGCGCCGCAGAUCGUAUCGUUAAAGGCAGACGACUGGGAAAGCUCGAAGCAUGGAAGGAACACGAGCGCAAGCUCAUUGAAGACACGAAGGAAGCAAUUCAGAAAGCGUUUGGCUCUGUUUCGGAUGAGGAGAUGUUGUGGAAUGUCUGA
This is a messenger RNA of Fonsecaea pedrosoi CBS 271.37, 2265 nucleotides long. RefSeq lists its product as uncharacterized. The transcript is spliced from 3 exons. The coding region runs from base 1 to 2265 and encodes 754 amino acids. Lineage: Eukaryota; Fungi; Ascomycota; Eurotiomycetes; Chaetothyriales; Herpotrichiellaceae. The record is from RefSeq and is a predicted model, not a curated record.